AGAAUAGAGUGUGAGAAUGAGUUUGAGAACCACUUGGGUUGCAAAAACAAGGCCCUAAGCCAAGAAUUAAUUUGCAAACAGCAAAAGCAGCUGGUAUUUCAUUCAGAAAUUCCGUUAAUUACAAUUGUUUUAAAUAAAUGCAAGUGCUUAAAAUUCAAAAAAAGCCACAUGGGAACGAUGACCAAGGACUACGACUAUCUGCUAAAGGUCCUGCUGGUGGGCGACAGUGAUGUGGGCAAACACGAGAUACUCUCCAACCUGGAGGACCCCUCAACGGAGAGUCCCUUUUGCAGCGGCAACGACUGCACAUCCUCUCACAUCCUCCAAACGGUAGCCUACAAGACGACCACCAUUUUGCUGGAGGGCAAGCGGGUGAAGCUUCAGCUGUGGGAUACCUCCGGUCAGGGACGUUUCUGCACAAUCAUACGCUCCUAUUCGCGGGGAGCCCAGGGCAUCAUAUUGGUCUAUGACAUCACCAACAAGUGGAGUUUCGAUGGCAUCGAUCGCUGGCUAAAGGAAGUCGAUGAGCAUGCUCCUGGCAUACCCAAGGUGCUGGUGGGGAAUCGCUUGCAUUUGGCCUUUAAGCGUCAGGUGGCGGCCAAACAGGCCGAGACCUAUGCCAGCCGCAACAACAUGUCCUGCUUCGAGAUAUCGCCGCUUUGCGACUUUAAUAUACGCGAAUCCUUUUGCGAAUUGGCGAGAAUGGCGCUGCAUCGCAACGGCAUGGAGCACAUUUGGCGCAGCAAUAAGGUGCUGUCCCUGCAGGAGCUGUGCUGCCGAACGAUUGUGCGACGAACCAGUGUAUAUGCCAUCGAUUCGCUGCCCCUGCCGCCAUCGGUGAAGUCAACGCUCAAGUCAUAUGCGCUGACCACAUCGCAGUGCUUCAACUCACUGACGCAGAGCUCCAGGAGCAAGAAUCGCUGCAAGACACCGACGAGCCACAGUCGGAAUAGUUGUGCGAUCGCGUGAUCGUUGCCACGUAGGCGGAAUCGAGCUGCCUACUUAAAUACUACUACUACGUCGUCGACGAUUAACUUUAAUUGAGAAAAACCCUAAUUAAUGUACUCUAGGCUAACACACACACACACAUACACACCUCACUCGCCACCCACUCUCACCCUUUUUGGUUAUAUAAUUUUUUUUUAUGUUUUUGUUUCAUCGACAUUGAUAUAUAUAUAUAAAUACAUAUAUUUAUUGCCCACUUCCCAGCAAAAAGCAGUACUUUUAACCAAUCUUAAAAACAUUAAAUUUUGUUCUCUUUUAACCCUUCCCCCCACCCCCAUCUAUUUUUCCCCCUUACCACCACAACUGUUGUUAAUAUUAUUAUGUUUGUAUAAUUCUAAUAUAUUUAAAGCGAUCAACACAAACAUCAAACACUAAAAAACUAAAAACAAACGAGAGAUAAACAAGAGAGAGAGAGAGAAGAAAAGAGAGAAAGAUAAUUUUUGAUACGGAUAAAAAAAGAAUUGAUAUAUUUUUUUUUGUUUGUUUACCAUCGGAUUAAAGUAUUCUUAGAGAUGUAAUUGUAACUGAAGGCGGAUUCAGGCGAAUUGAUAAAGAUAAUUCAUAAUGAACCAUA
Messenger RNA from Drosophila kikkawai, 1579 nucleotides. RefSeq names its product RAS oncogene family member Rab40 (gene Rab40). Gene Ontology annotation, cellular component: endosome; synaptic vesicle; plasma membrane. NCBI's taxonomy places the organism in Eukaryota, Metazoa, Arthropoda, Insecta, Diptera, Drosophilidae. Gene Ontology annotation, molecular function: GTP binding; GTPase activity. The record is from RefSeq and is a predicted model, not a curated record. Gene Ontology annotation, biological process: intracellular signal transduction; protein localization to plasma membrane.